GCCUCUUGCUAUGUUGCUGUAGUGUCAGCGCCCCGGGUAGUAGUGUGUGGAGUGCCGCUGCCCAGAUUGUGGUACUGUAGCCGGGCACAGACAGAGGAGAGGUUACUUCCGCGUUGUGAGCAGGAUGAAAGAUGGACCCAGAGGAGCAAGAGCUGUUGGGCGACUACAGAUACAGGAAUUACUCAUCAGUCAUUGAGAAAGCAUUGAGAAAUUUUGAAUCUUCAAGUGAAUGGGCAGAUUUAAUCUCAUCUCUAGGAAAACUCAACAAGGCUUUGCAGAGCAAUUUAAAAUACUGCCUCUUACCAAGACGUCUGAUUAUCGCCAAGAGACUAGCACAGUGCUUGCACCCAGCACUGCCCAGUGGAGUCCAUUUAAAAGCUUUAGAGACAUAUGAAAUUAUAUUCAAAAUUAUUGGAACAAAAUGGCUUGCCAGAGACCUUUUCUUGUACAGCUCUGGCUUGUUUCCCCUGCUGUCCCAUGCAGCCAUGUCAGUGAAGCCUGUCCUCUUAGGCCUAUACGAGACCUACUUCCUUCCUCUUCUGAGGUCCCUGCUGCCAAGUCUGCAGGCUUUCAUCACUGGGUUAUUGCCUGGACUUGAAGAAGGAUCCGAAAUUUAUGAAAGAACAGAUCAGCUACUUCAAAGACUGUCAAUGGUGGUAGGACAGGAGGUUUUCUAUAGCUCUCUGUGGGGAAGCGUUCUGGUUAGCAGCGCCAUACGACUCCCGGCUUCUCUAUUUGUGGUCAGUCACAUCAAUAGAGACGUACCUGCCAGAGCACAAAGCUUCAUGCUCGGGAAUGACAAGCAGUUGGCUAUAAAAUCUCUUUGUGUCUCAGUCCUUGACUCAAACGUGCUUGUGCAAAGGAAUACGUUGGAGAGUCUUCUCUUCUUUUUCCCAUUCCACACAUGCCUGGAGGACAAUGAAUGUCCCAUAUCCCUGACUAGGUCUGAAGUCAUUCUCAUGCUUUCAGCAGCCAUCCAGACUGUGUUGAGGAGAGACAUGUCUCUAAACAGGAGAUUAUUUGCCUGGCUAUUAGGUUCUGAUAUCAAGGGAGGCUUUGUGGCUCUGGAAAUAAAUGUUUCAGCAGGAGAUGAAGAUUAUUAUAAUUUAUUCUUUGUAAAGUACUCUAAAGACUUCUUAGUUCAGGCUUUGAUGCAAAUAUUACACCAAAACAUUCUAUAUUCCGACUCUGAGCAAGGACUGCAGAUGUAUCUGAAGCCGUUCCGUAUCCUGGUCAGUCUUCUAGACAAGCCAGAGAUAGGUCCUCCAAUUGUUGGAGACUUGUUUUUGGAAGUGAUUCGAGCUUUUUAUGCAUACUGCAGGGAUGCUCUCGGCACAGACAUGAAGCUGAGCUACGGUCAGACAGGCAGCCAGCUUAUAAGUGCAAUUAAAGAAAACAAGAAUGCAUCUGAGAUUGUAAAAACUGUCAACCUUCUAAUCACAUCUCUAAGCACAGAUUUCCUGUGGGAUUAUAUGACUACUUGCUUUGAGGACUGCUUCCGAAGACAAAGUAAUAACACUCGUGGUGAACGUUAUGUGGGACAAGCUCCAUCAGUGUCCGAGAUUUGCACUUUGCUGGUGUUCCUUCUUGAUGUCAUUCCUUUGGAACUCUAUUCAGAGGUGCAAACACAGUAUCUGCCUCAGAUGCUAAGUUACAUGGCCCAGUCUCUAUCUGAAAACAUGGACGCUUUGAGUCUUCUAGAACUGACACAGGCUCUAAAGACAUGUUUUAAAGUGCUCAGCAAAGUGCAGAUGCCGCCAGCCUAUCUGGAUGUGGAAACGCCAAGCCCUGACCAGAGCCCAUCAAAAGAAUCAUUGAAUAUUAAGCCAGUCUCUGGACCAGACGAGGAGGAGGGAUUUGCAGAAGAGGAAGAAGUUUUUCCUGCACUUAAGUCAGAAGACAGUGGCAUUGUCCUGAGUGCAUCCUCUCCUGAGCUGUCUGAGCAUCUACGCAUGCCCAGAGUGUGCCCUGAGAAAGGAGAUGUGUGGAAGAAAGGUGGCAGCAUGCAGAAGACAUUGCACUGCAUCCAGGAACUAGUGGCCAACUUUGCCAGCAAACAUCUGUUUGGGAUUCAGAUACAGCCACAGAACAAUGGGACAAGCACAACAGUGACUGAGUUAACAGCAGAAAAGGAGGAAGGUCCUAAAAAGAGGGGAGCAUGGGAAGCCAAACAAAUCACUGCACCUCAGUUCAAACAAAUGCUGACCGAUUUCUUCACUCCUCGAGCACCAACUUUAAAGCAAAAGAGUUUGAGAUCAGCUGGUUCUCCAUCACUUUCUCCUAGUAAAGCUGUGAAUAAAGGGUCCGAGGAGGAGUGGGAUAUUGACCGCUUCAUAAAGAACAUGGGCAACCUGACAGAAGAAUGCCGGGAAGCAUUUGCUGCUGCUUGCCACUUCUUGCUGGAUUGUGCCACAUUCCCGGUGUACCUUUCAGAAGAGGAGACUGAGCAGUUAUACAUUACUCUCUUCCAUAUGCCUGGUUCUGGAGAUUCCUGCUUCCCAUUGUGGUUUAAGGCUCUCAUGACAAUCUGCUGCUGUGUAAAAGAUUGUUAUAUUCAGAAUGUAGCAAUUUCUACUCUACUUGAGGUCAUCAACCACUCUCAGUCCUUGUCGCUUGUGAUGGAAGAUCGAAUGAAGCGCUCUAAAAUCUCCGGAUACAGCGGCCUUUUUGGAAAACUGCAGAUGGUCACUGUACCGCCUGUCACUCCAGCAGUUCUGAAACUCAUGGCUGAAAAAACAGACUUCUAUCCGAGAGUGGCUCACGUUCUGUGGAAUCAGCUGAACAUGGAGACCAGGGAACAUCACAUAACCUGUGUGGAGCUUUUCUACAGACUGCACUGCUUGGCCCCUUCUGCUAAUAUCUGUGAAGAGAUUAUCUGCCAGACUUUGCUGGAUAAUGAUAAAGUCACCAGAUUGGAAGCUUUAUUCCGUUUCUCAGUAAUUUGGCAUCUCACACGAGAAAUUCAGGGCAGCAGGGUCACAUCGCACAACAGGUCCUUUGAUAGAUCUCUCUUUGUGGUUCUUGACAGUCUAAACUGUUCUGAUGGUGCUAUUGGUGCAGCUGCACAGGGUUGGCUUAUCAGGGCACUUUCCUUAAAUGAUGUUGCAAGAAUCCUUGAACCUGUCUUAUUGCUCCUACUACACCCAAAGACACAGAGAACCUCUAUUCACUGCGUCAAGCAGAAGAACUCUUCAGAAGAAUUCAGUUUUUGGUUAGCAAAGAAAAGAACUUAUUUUAAAGAUUCACCUGGAAUUUCUGAUUUUCCUGAAAGUGGUUCAGAAGAAAGCAUUCCUCAGUUUAACACUGUGGACAGAGAGGCCAUUUGGGCUGAAGUAGAGAAAGAUCCUGAGAAGAUGACAAACGAGUUGGUUGAAAAUCAUUCUACCAACUUCACAAAGCAAAAACUUUAUGGAGAAGAAGACAGUGAACAUACAGAGUCAGCUGACACCAGUACUGGACACAAUGAGAGUGAAAAUACAUCGUCAUUCUCUCCUAGCUCUUUUGAUAUUAGUAAUGAGCAAAAUGGUGGGGACAGUUUAGAAAGAAAAGGAAGUUUGAUGCAAACUGGACAAUUAAAUAUACCCUGUCUAGAUGCUCCCCGACAGAUCACAUUAUUAAAUUUGGUACGCACUGAAUCUGAUGUUACUCAGACGUCAGAAUCACUUUCAAGCGAUGAUGAAGCAGAUUUAGAACUUCAGGCAAUAAGAAGCACAAGGCUCUUAAAGCAGCAGAAGGAAAGGGAAGAGAUGAUAGAGGCUCUGUUUAAACAUAUCCUGUUGUACCUGCAGCCUUAUGAUUCAAAACGUGUUUUGUAUGCUUUUUCAGUGUUAGAAGCAAUUCUAAAAACAAACCCGAAAGAGUUUAUUGAGGCUGUGGCUAGCACUAGUAUGGACACCAGCUCUACAGCUCACCUAAACUUGAUAUAUAACCUUCUGGCACGCCACCAGGAAGCCCUUGUUGGACAAAGUUUUUAUGGCAAACUUCAAACACAGUCACCGUCAAUGUGUCCUCAUUCUUUAUUGAUAGAACUUCUAACAUACCUCUGUCUGAGCUUUCUGAGGUCCUAUUACCCAUGCUAUCUUAAAGUUACUCACAAAGAUGUUCUUGGCAACAGGGAUGUCCAAGUGAAAAGUGUUGAAGUCCUAAUACGAAUGAUGUCACAACUAGCCAUGACAGCCAAAUCAUCCGAGGGGAAAAAUGUUGAGUUUAUACACGGCUUGCUAGAGAGAUGUAAAGUCCAAGAGUUUGUGCUCCUGUCGUUGUCUGCUUCUAUGUACACAAGCAAAAAAAAGUAUGAGAUGGUUUUAUCUUGUGGCAAUAAAGAUGUUGAUGAUGACUUGUUUGAAGAGAGUGUUAUUAACUUUGGUCAAGACCAAAUAUGGAGUGAGCAUCCUCUGCAGAUAGAGCUUCUAAAGCUCCUUCAGGUGUUAAUUCAUUUAGAGCAUCAUCUCAGGCAGUUACAUGAUGAGCAAGACAUCCAAGCAGAGCUGUCUAAGGAAUGGCAGCGAGCUCUCAACUUUCAGAAGUCUAUCAAUGCUAUGCAGUACGUUCAGUCACAUGCGAUAACAUCCCAGGGUUUGUUUGUUUCUGCUGUUGUGUGUGCUCUUCGUCCAGAGUAUGGUUAUGGGAUGCACCCUCCCUGGGUUGCCCUGGUUACGUCAUCCUUGCCUUAUUUUGGAAAAUCAUUGGGGCUCACAGUAGUGCCAUUUAUUGUGCAAAUCUGCAAAAACUUGGAUGAACUAGUAAAGCAGUAUGAAAAUGAGUCUUUAAAGAUUAGCAGCACCACAUAUAAAAGGGAAAACAUUUCUCCGGAUUAUCCACUGACCCUUUUGGAAGGACUUACCACAAUUGGGCAUUUUUGUCUUUUGGAGCACCCCACACAAGUGAAAAAGUCCUCAUCGUUUGAUCCUGCCAGCCUGAAGAAUGCAAGAAAUGCCCUACUGGAGGAACUGCCACGGAUCUUUAACACCAUGUCACUGCUCUGGAGUGUGAUAACAAAGCAAGAGAAGGAAAGGCGACCUUCUGACCUCCUGGGGACCAUUAAGGGAUCAUCUGUUUAUUUCAAAUCAACCAAAACAUUGAAACAGAAAAUUCUAGACUUCCUGAACCCGCUGACCGGACACCUGGGAGUUCAGCUCAUUGCAGCUGUUGCUGCAGUGUGGAAGAAGAAGAGAUUUAACAAGGCCCAAAGUAAAGCUAAGAAAUCUUCACUGGUUGAUAUUCCGAUGCUGCAGUUCAGUUAUGCUUUUAUUCAAAGACUUUCAGCCAAUGACAUGCAAGAAAACUAUCAGCCAUUGCUGGUUUUGCUAAAAGAAUCUGUACAGUUAAACCUGGCGCCCCCUGGCUUUUUUCUGCUAUUAAGUAUGUUGAAUGAUUUUGUGACCAGGACACCGAAUAUAGAAAACAAGAAGGACCAAAGGGAUCUCCAGGAGGUGACACAGAAGAUCCUGGAAGCAGUGGGAAAUGUUGCUGGUUCCUCCCUGGAACAGACCAGCUGGUUGAGCAGAAAUUUGGAGGUGAAAGCACAACCGCAGGUUUCUUUUGAUGACACAGAUGCCUAUGAGGAAUUAUAUGACGAUUCUGCUGCUGCUGCCCAGUCCUCCAUGGUGUCUGCAUCUGCACCAUCUAUCUACAGCGUUCAGGCUCUUUCAAUUCUUGCAGAGGUUUUGGCUACUCUUCUAGACAUGGUUUACAGAAGUGAUGAGAAGGAGAAGGCUGUCCCAUUAAUCUCCCGACUUCUGUAUUAUGUAUUUCCUUAUCUACGAAAUCACAGUGCAUACAAUGCUCCUAGUUUCCGUGCCGGUGCCCAGCUGCUCAGCAGUCUCAGUGGAUACGCCUACACAAAGAGAGCUUGGAAGAAGGACGUAUUUGAUUUAUAUAUGGACCCUGGCUUUUUCCAGAUGGACAAUUCCUGUAUACACUGGAAAUCUAUUAUUGACCAUCUCUUGACCCAUGAAAAAACAAUGUUUAAGGAUUUGAUGACAUUGCAGAGCAGCUCAUUAAAGCUUUACCCAAGCAAUGAGCAGAAAGGAAUGCUACUGAAGCGCCAGGCAUUUGCAGUGUUUAGCGGUGAAGUUGACCAGUACCAUCUAUACCUGCCGCUCAUACAAGAGCGCCUGACUGACAACAUUCGUUGUGGACAGACUCCUGUAAUGGCAGCUCAGAUGUUUCUGUUCUUCCGAGUUCUACUGCUUAGAAUUUCACCGCUACACCUGACCUCAUUAUGGCCAAUCAUGGUGACUGAGCUGAUCCACGCAUUUGUUCAACUUCAAGACGAUUUAGUAGCAGAGGAAACACCAUCAAAGAAUGCCAAAGUGAAUAAACAUAAAUCUGCAGCAAGUGACAGUAAUGGGCCGGUAUAUUGUGACAUACAACCAGGCUCUCUUCACCUGUAUUUAUCGGCCAGCAAGUUCUUGGAUACAGCACUUUCUUUUCCCCCUGACAAAAUGCCUUUAUUUCAGAUGUACAGAUGGGCCUUUGUUCCUGAAGUAGAUACCGAUUCGUGUAGCAUUCCCUCUGAUGGCGUAGAAAACCAUCCUCAGUGCAAACCUCAUGUUGUGCGAAUAGUGGAAUUACUGAAGUUUAGGUUUGGGGAAAAGUUCACAGAAAGUGAAUCAUCAAGCAAGAAGGAGUUUCCUCUUCUGAAUCUCCGUAUUUUAUACAGCAUCACACAGCUCAUUCCAUUUUUCAGGACCCUCAGUUAUGCAUUCAAAGCGAAGGGAAAAGCAUCGAAAAACUCUAAAAGUCUCUUUGAUGCUCCAGUGGAAUACCCAGUGGAGGACAGUACAAGGGUUUUAAAAGAACUUGAAGAAAAUGUUGAAAAUGAUUUUUUGGAAAAUAUGGGAAGUUAGUUUAUUCUCCAAAAAAUGUGUAAUUCAAGCACCACAUCAACUUUUUGUUGGUUUAAUCUUAUUUCUAUAUAUAAUAAACGCAGGGAAAAAUGUUAAAAUAUGGCAUGUAUGUUCACUACUAAUAACUGAAAAUAUAUAGAGAAAAAUGUUACCUUUAAGAUUGUAAUAAAAAUAAUAAGUCAUAUAUGAAGGAAAACAUACUCUAAGACCUGGAGCUCUGCACUAUAUCAGCCGUUCAACUGUCCUGACUUGAAAGUGAAAUAUAUAUAUAUACUUCUUUUUUCUUCUUCUUCUUUCAAAUCUUUAAAAGUUUGCAGUAAUUGUUAUUUUCAGUAAUAUGUUUUGAGAGUUCUAAAAUACAACAUUUCUUAUAUGCA
Messenger RNA from Bombina bombina (fire-bellied toad), 7228 nucleotides. RefSeq names its product DOP1 leucine zipper like protein B (gene DOP1B). Gene Ontology annotation, cellular component: endosome; trans-Golgi network. The record is from RefSeq and is a predicted model, not a curated record. NCBI's taxonomy places the organism in Eukaryota, Metazoa, Chordata, Amphibia, Anura, Bombinatoridae. Gene Ontology annotation, biological process: Golgi to endosome transport. The coding region runs from base 132 to 6851 and encodes 2239 amino acids. The transcript is spliced from 36 exons.